GUGACGUCAGAGGGAGGAGCGCGGAGGGAGAUACGGAAAGUGAGAGGGGCCAGGCCCCACUGUCGCUCUGGAGGCGGAGAAGGAGCAAGAUGGUCUACAUCUCGAAUGGACAAGUGUUGGACAGCAGGAGUCAGUCCCCAUGGAGAUUGUCUUUUAUAACGGAUUUCUUCUGGGGAAUAGCCGAGUUCGUGGUUUUGUUUUUCAGAACUCUGUUUCAGCAAGAUGUGAAAAAGAGAAGAGGCUACGGAAGCUCAUCUGAUUCCAGAUAUGAUGAUGGAAGAGGGCCACCAGGAAACCCCCCCAGAAGAAUGGGUCGAAUUAAUCAUCUGCGUGGCCCUAAUCCUCCUCCAAUGGCCGGUGGAUGAGGAAGGUAAACGUCUGCUCUAAGAAGCAGACAACUGGACAAGCACAUUCAUAGCAGAAGGAAACCAUCAAGAAAUGGAGUGUUGACCACACUGGACAAGUUAGAUGAAUGUGUACUCUAAACAAGGAUUGCUCUGUGUCCUCACAGAUGAAUGAGGUCGUGCUGGGAAUUCCCCCCGCAGGGAUCUGGCAUGACUGACAGGCAGUUCUAUAAAUGCACGUGUUUGUCUCAUCUUUUUUGUAUCGUUUAUGAAAGUAUUAAUAUAGUUUUAAUAAGUAAAUAUUUUUAGGUUACAAGACUGACUUCUCAUCUUUAUAUAAUUAAAACACAGAAAGCUCCAAAUUUGAAGAAGAAUAAACAGCUGAGUACUAUUAGUGUCACCUUUUUCAACUUCUGAAAUACUGUUCAUUGCUUUUUUUUGUUGUUCUUUAUAAAUAAAUCAGUGUAUUUCAGUAAUAUGCAUAUGA
Molecule: messenger RNA, 831 nt
Organism: Eubalaena glacialis (North Atlantic right whale)
Lineage: Eukaryota; Metazoa; Chordata; Mammalia; Artiodactyla; Balaenidae
Gene: SELENOK
Product: selenoprotein K
Exons: 5
Biological process (GO): calcium ion transport; endoplasmic reticulum calcium ion homeostasis
Cellular component (GO): endoplasmic reticulum membrane; Golgi apparatus
Source: RefSeq, a predicted model, not a curated record